UGACAGUCACAGCAAAGAAGACGUAGAUGCGCUCAUUCGCACACAUCACCACAAGGACACAUCACAGUCACACAGACGGAAAUCGAUAACAUUCUGUUGGCAUCCCUUCCUUAGUUAUUCAACAAUUUCGCUAACACGGCAAACAUCACAUCACCUCCCCUCGAGACUACAGAUUUCUUCAGCGCUAGUUACGAUCCGUAGCUAAUCGCCAACUUGCCCAAUCAAACGCAGAGGCGACCGGAGUUCUUCGCACGGAUCGGCCAUGGCGCCACCGCCACAAAAGGAAGGGGAGGUCGCGACGCCGGCCGCGCUGCGCGCCCCGGCGCACGUGAUCGCGCGGGUCUUCUCGCAGCUGGACUGCGUCGACCUCCUCAGCUGCUCCCUCGUCUGCAGGCAAUGGUACCGCGAUUCUGAGGAGCUACGGGAAGAGUGGAGAAAGGAGUACCUGGAGACCUGGAAUCUGCAGGGCCUCAGCUUCCAACGCCAGACGCAACCGCCAUGCCCGACUUGCUCGAUCAGAAGCCUGCGAACCUGGUGCCCUUGAUCUUGCUCAUUCCCCUGAUCCCCUCAUUCCUUCACCUGCCAUUUUAGCAGCGCACUCGAGCAUUAUUACCACAUAAGUGUAUUUGUACUGUAUAGCAUUAGUGCCAGUGCUAACUGCAGAAGACUGCUCUUUAUCAUGUACAUACCUAAUAAAUCGGUAUGUGUAAUUUUACAUGGUGAAUUUUCCUUUUUCUUA
Brachypodium distachyon (stiff brome) is the source of this 739-nucleotide messenger RNA. RefSeq names its product F-box/SPRY domain-containing protein 1. The record is from RefSeq and is a predicted model, not a curated record. The transcript is spliced from 2 exons. The coding region runs from base 263 to 544 and encodes 93 amino acids. Gene Ontology annotation, molecular function: protein binding. Lineage: Eukaryota; Viridiplantae; Streptophyta; Magnoliopsida; Poales; Poaceae.